CAACGUUGCAACCAGCGCUUCGGCCUCACCACAUUGGUGUAAGUCUGCCCUCUUCUGAACGGAGCGCCGGUGGGCCUCUGAGGGACCUCUUGAGAGGGAGCUCGCACAUGAAGGCGUUUUGGACUCGGGUUCCGGUCAUGGAUCCAGUCAACAGCCAACAACAGCCAUUGCAAGCCUUUGCCUAUCCCUGGUAUUGGUCACGUAUUAAUUAACUCAAUGUGCUUAAACUGUCGCUAGCAUAUCGGACUGCCAGCUUGCAGCCACUGCUUGCGCAAGCGACCUUAGUGAGAUGUUAUCACUUCGCCAACACUGCACCGCAAGAGUGCUCUUAUCAUCUUGCUUAGUUUUACUGUAUGCGGCGGAAGGGUCGUCGGAAAGCUGGGAUGGUGUCCUGAGCUUUAUGAUGACGACUACGGAGGAAGAUUUGGCUAUCGGCGGUCCUUCGCCUUCAGCUGGGGAUCACGACGUGGCUGUGUUCCUCCAAUUAGCAGACGGCGCGGACAUCCCCCUUGCUGCCGGAGCCAUCGACCCGGUGCCAGCAGCUCUGCAGCUGGGGCCAGGGGCACGUGUGCGGGUGGUUGGGACGCUGCGGGCGGAGCCAGGCCAAGGCAGCAGCGCCGGUGUCGGUGGGACACAGGUUGCUGCGCCGGCAGCGCUGUUGGUCGAUGAGCUGUUUGCACUCGACUACCUCGCUGCCGCGGCCGCAGCUGGGGCCGGCGCCAGGCCGCUCGAAGCCAUUAGCUCCCUAGGCGGCGACGCAGGCGAUGCGGUCGUGGCAGUCCGCAAGCCUAAGGCAUCCGCCGCAGCCAUUGGCUUGCAGACAAGGGCCGCGGCAGCCGACGCCGCGGCCGCGGUAGACACGGCCGCGGUAGACACGGCGGGGGUGGUCGCAGUUGCGCAGGUGGCGCAGGGCCAGCAGGCGCAGGAGCAACUGCUGGCAACAUCGGAAGAGGAGGCCGCCGCCGUGGCGGUGGUGCCCACCGGCCUGGCAUCGCUGGUUCCCACCACCAGCAUCCGUGUGCUGUACCUGCUGCUGCGCUUCUGCGGCGACCGAGGCGCAGCCGCCACUCCCGAGCAAGUCCGGGCGACCCUGUUCGGCGACACCAACGCCACCACCACCAGUGUGGCAGGCCACAUGGGCUAUUGCGCCAACGGCCGCGACGUGCUACUGCCGGAGAACGUCAAUAUCCUAGACCAGGUGGUCAUCCCCUGCAACGGCACGCGCAACAGCCAGACCUGGAGCACCAGCAAGUGCAGCACCGCGGACAUGCUGGGCUGGGGCGACGCGGCCUCGGCAGUAGCGCGCUCGCGGCUGGGCGACGCGGCGUUCUCCAGCUACAGCCACGUGGUGCUGCUGCUGCCCAGCGGCUGGAAGGCUGUAGCAGACCCCUCCUGCGCCGGCGUGGUUGCCAGCGCCGACCUCAGCGUGCCGCGCGGCCGGCCCGGCGGCGGCCCCGGCUACGGCUACGUCUGGAUCACAGACGACCGCUACGAGAUGCGCAACGUGUACAUGCACGAGCUGUCUCACAAUCUGCGGCUGUGGCACGCCGGCGCCCCCGGCGGCUGUGACUACUGCGACCCCACCUGCGCCCUGGGCUACUGCUGCGGCCAGCGCUGCCCCAACACGCCCCAUCUCUGGCUGCUGGGCUGGGCGGGCCCCGUGGCGGGGGGCGGUGCCGUACGGCUGUCGGACAUGGCGGCGGGUGGCGGCGCCGUACGCUCGUACAGGCUGCCGCCGGAGCACACCUCCAACCGCUCGUUCGUCAUGGUGGACGCCACUGACUCGGACGGGGUCGGCCGGCGGCUGUUCCUGGGCUUCCGCCGCCGCCAACCGCCGUACGACUACGUGGACGGCGUGGACGACGACACCGUACACGUGUACAGCCACCUGAGUGGCCGCUACCGUACCGCCACUGCCGACACGCUGCGGCUGGGCACGUUGCUGCUGCCGGGCGUCACGCACCCCGCAGCCGUGGCGCCGGCAUUGGGCGACACCUACCGCGACAACGCCACGGGCCUGGUGUUCAAACUGCUCGCGGUGGACGCCGACGGCGCCUCCGUCACCCUCUGCCGGGCCGCGCCACUGCCCGCCGAGCCAGGCUCCUUCGACUGGGGCUCCUGCGACCAGCCGCCGCCUCAGCAGCAGCAGGGCGGCGGCGGCGACACCGAUGUGGCGGCUCUGGGCCAACAGGCGCCGCCGCCGUCGCCACGGCCGCCGGCACCGGCGCCACCCUCCCCUCCGCCGCCGCCCUCGCCUGCGCCACCUGCCCCCCCUCCCACGUCGCCGUCACCGCUGCCGCCCUCCCCGCAGCCACAGCCGCCGUCGCCAGCCCCGCUGCCGACGGUCCAGGCCGCGCGGCGGGCGCCGCCGCUUCCGUCCCUGCCUCCGCCACCGCAGCAGCAGCCAGACUCGGGGAGCAUUGAGUGCCGGUCACUCACCUCGCCCAUACCCUCACCCACACCCUCGCCCACAUCGGCCCGCCGCACGCCGCGACCCAAGCCGCCGCCUCGGUCGCCGCGCCCGCCGCCCAGGCCGCGGCCCCCGCCGCGACCGCGGCCGCCGCCGCCGCCUGGCGGCGCCAAGCGGCGCGCUCUCGGCAGCGUUGGUGUGGAUGUCGGCUUGGCAUCUGGGUUACAGGGCGCCGCAGCAGAGGGUGGGGUGCUGCAGCAGCAGCAGUCAGCUGCUGUGGGUGCGGGCGCGCUCGGCAGGCGACACCCUCGCUGGCGCUGAUGGGUGGUGACUGGGUGGCGGCGGAUGCAAAGGUGGAGGCUGGGCUGCUGGUUGACGGUUGGUGGAGGGCGGUGCAGUGGUUGGACGCUGGUACUGUGCUCAGUUUGGUCAGCACACUCCUGCAGCUAGUGUGUAUGGACCGUUAGAUUGGUGAGGCCGAAAAGGUUGGAAUGAUCCAAUGAAACGUUUCUCCCGUAGUACGAUUGAUUGUGUGUACACAUAGAUGCGGAUUCCAUUGUUUGUAGGCGCUGUUGUGCCGGCGAUGCCUAUCGCUGGGGAAGUUGCUGCUUCGUAUUGCAUGGGCCUGUUAGUACGAUUGCAAAUGGACAAACCCAUUUAGACCUUAGACGCAACGCACACAGGGGUGGCAUUCCUCAGUACACCCGCCUCAUUGAUUGCGCUAGCCGGGAUUGAAAUUGAUAGUUGUAUACCAAUGACCUGUUGGCACCUGAUAGCCACCACCAUAGCAAGCCUAGCACAGGUCUAGGUGCUUCUUGUUCAUGCCGUAUGCGUUGGCAGUGUUGGCAUUGUCAGUUUGGCACGCAGUUGGUUUGGGAAGCAGUGGUGCAGGUUGAGGGCCCGGGUGCGGCAGUGCGUGCGUGCAGGCUGUCAUGCAGCUGUCGCUGCCGCCCACCCGGUGUUGCGCCGCCAUAUGGUGCGGUUUCAGCGAGCACCCGGCGCUACGCACACGUAGACGAAAGGACGUAGGCAGGCAGCAGGCGAUAUGCAGGUCGAGGGCGGCAUACAGUCUAGCCUGGCGGUGGUAAGGCUGUGCUGGUGACGUAGCGCGGGCGGGCCUUUGCCCCAGCAGGGAAGGAAAGGCCGAGCACGUGCACUUAGUAGGAUAAGAUGGUGUGGGUAGAGCGCGGAGGAUGCGGGGUAGUGCGGGGGUGCUGUCGGUACACAGGCGAAAUACCCACUACAAGGGUGUCCUUGCCCCAGUAGACUGGGUUCUGGCCUGUGCCCGCACGCAUCUUGGCCUCACCUUGUUUGUCAGGGGAGGCAGGCGGGUGAAGCAUAUGAAGGAGGGGGCGGCCAUCUGGAACCGAUUGACGAGGCGGCGGCGGCUGCAUGAGCCCAAACAUGUACGGGUGCCGCACACUGAGGGCACCCACGGGACGUGCAGGGGAUUCCGCCCGGAGGGGUGCCUGCAGGUACCGUAGUUACGCGUGUAACUGCGUGAGCAC
This is a messenger RNA of Chlamydomonas reinhardtii, 3918 nucleotides long. RefSeq lists its product as uncharacterized. The transcript is spliced from 9 exons. The record is from RefSeq and is a predicted model, not a curated record. Bases 404 to 2731 code for a protein of 775 amino acids. NCBI's taxonomy places the organism in Eukaryota, Viridiplantae, Chlorophyta, Chlorophyceae, Chlamydomonadales, Chlamydomonadaceae.